UUUAAAUUCUCUGUUUAAAAAAAAAAAUCUAAAAUUUUUAAAAAUCUGCAUAGUAUUUUAUAAAUCAUAGAUCAAUCUUUUUUGUUAAAUUUCUUUCACAUAAUCAUUCAAAUAUACAAAAAGAUAAUCAAUAAAAUUAAGUUAGUGAAAGGGAAAAAAUAUUUUUUUUAAGAUCUGUAUUCAUUAAAUUAAUAAAUGUAGUCAUCUUCCAAAUCUCAGCUAGGUAGCAGCGAUAUGAAGUUUAAUGUCCCUAACUCCCCAUAAAUAAAUUUACCUUUGUCCAUUUCAGAAUUUUAAAACUCUAUCCAGCAAAAAUAAAAAAAGGAAUAGAUAAAUUCAGUUUAAAACACUGCUAUGGGUAAUAUUCAUUACAAUUCAUGUUCCUUACCAUUGUAAAUGUAAAGUAUUUUUACUUAAGAAUACAAAGAAGAGCUAUGCUAGCUAUAAUAGGAUAAUUCACUACCAAAAUCGUAGGUUUUAGAAUAAUAAAAUAGCCUGAACUGCAAAAUUUUAGAUAAUGAUGAGACAAGCACUAAAUCAUAAAACCUAGAGCAAUCUUUAAGAGAAUAGGUAUUUUAAAAUAGCUUAUUAUAAGGUAGCAGACAAAUGAAAAGAUUAGCCAGUACAUAAAAUAGUAAUGAUGGAGGUUAUCAUGGAAAUAUUCUCUAAAUUGGAGUUUCUUUUUCUCCCUUAUCUUCUACCCAUAACUCUCAAAAUUCUACUAUUUAAGUAAACAAUUUGCUAGCAAGCAGCGGUAAUUCAAAUAAAACUAUUAAAACCAUAAAUAGUAAUCCAUAAAUUUAAAAUUCUCCUAAUACCAACCCAUUAAAUUUAAAUUCUCUUAACAACGGAACUGAUAUGCCUUUAUUAAUGAAAUCUCCCUCUAAUUUGCAUUAAAGCAAAGAAAAAUAAAGCUCUACUUAAAAAAAUCUAAUUAAGGAAUAGAAUGAUAGUAAUAAGUAUCUUAAGCUAAAAAGAAAUUCUUCUUAUGGAAGUUUUUCAAAUAUUUAAAAUUCUUCUCUAAGUAUAGCUUAAAAAAGAAAUGCAUUUGAAUUAGGAAAAAAUAAUAGGAGUAGAAAUUUAUAAAUGACAGAUCUAAGUGUUUAAAAUGAAGGGUCUACUUUUUUGAAUAACUCAUUAUGUAAUAAGUAAAUUAAAAAUUCCUCUUAAUCAAGCACUUCAAUAAAUAAUACAAAUUAAUAAAAUUCAACAUAGCCAUAAACUUCUACAUAAUAAAAUAACCAAGAUUUUAAUUAAUUACUUUUGGAAAUAUCUUGCUAAAAUUCUUUGCACCUGUAUAAUAACAAUUAUCUAAAUACUCAGAUAAAUAAUUUAAACUAAAAUUAAACACCUUCAAAUUAGAAUGCAAAAUAUUAUAUGAGCAAUAAUAAUAAUAAUAAUAAUAACUACAUAGUUUCUUCUAAUUUAAAUUUACCUAAAUAGUAAUCUGCUACCUAAUUUGAAACAAAUUAGAACAAAUAAUAUCUUGAAAAUAACUAAAGCUCUUAUUUCAACUAACUAUCCACAAAUUCAGGAGAUAAAAAUAAAAAUUAAUUUAUUGAUCAAAUAAAUAGUAAUAAUAGUUGCUUCAAACCAAGUAAUCUUUCUUUUACAGAGCAAUCUAAGUAAAUAUAAGAUUUUUAAUACAAAUAAGAUUCUUGCAAUUAAAAUAUUAAUCAAACCUCGUUAAAUUCAAGUAAUAAUAAAACUUUUAAUUAAAAUUUUAACUAAUCAGCAGCUACCUUUUAAGAUUCAGCUUCAGACUAAAAACUUAAUAAUAAUUAAUUACCAAAUAGUUAAAUUACUCCUUUUAUCUUCAAUAAGCCUUUAUACUUAGAAAAUAAAUAAUUUUUAUAAAAUUCAGCCAAUCAAAUAAUUCAGGACAAUCAAAAUUAAAAUACAGAAAAUAGGAAAAUUUAAAUGUGCAAGAAUCACAGACAUCAAAGUGCUAAUCAUUAUGCGUUAGAUGAAGAUAGGAAUCAAUAAUUUUACUGUUACACAUGCGCAGUAUUACUAUAUUCAUAGGGACACUAGAUAUUUUCAAUAGAAGAAUCCCUAGAAUUAAAUGCUAUGAAAAUGAUAGUAGAGAAUAAGAGAAUGAAAGAAAUAUAAAAUAAAAAGGAAGCAGUUGAUAAAAUACUUUUUGCAGUUAAAGAUCUCAUUCCUUAAAUAACAAAUUCAAUUUGUUCUAUGGAUCGAAAAGAAGGAGAUAUUUAUAAGUUUUUGGAGACUCAAGAAAGAAAUUUAGAUUCUUAAUUCAACAAGUUAAUAUUUGAAUUAAAUUAAAACAGAAAAUAAAAAUUAGAUUAGCUACUUCAAUGUAAAUAGCAAAUCAAAAAGUAAUAUCUACAGGUCAAUUAAGUUUGCUAAAACAAUUUACAGUAACUAAUUAAAGUGCAAGAAGAUAUAUUAGAUAAUUACAAUAAUAUAAUUUUAUAAUUUGAAGAGAAUAAAGUAGCUUCUAUCAUUUAAAACUAUUUUUCAAUUUGGAAUUAAGCUAACUUGCAUCACGAGAGCAUUUCUAAUAAUGACCAACUAUUUGUUUACAAAUCAGACUAAAAUUAAUUUAAGUAAAUUAACGAUUAAAUUAAUUUUUUAUGUAGCAACACAUUAAAAUAGAUUAUGACGACAUUUAUUAAAAAAAAUAAUGAUAAUAAUUAAAUGAAUUUAUCAAUAUUAAGUUGUUCACCCAAUAAAUUAUACUAACCCAAUUAUUAAUUUACUCGCUCAAAAUCUUCAUAGAUUUUACCAAUAUCUACUGAUGAUAGCUAUAAUUCGAUGAGAAAUUAACAGAUAGCAUCUUCAAGCACUAGAUAAAACUCUUAAAAGUAAAUUUAUAAAAAUGAAAGCUAGAAUAAUGAUAAAUCUUAAAAUUUAACUCAAAAAAUAAACAAAAAUCAUACAAAUGGUUACAAAUUACAAGCAUAAAAAUAAUAGGUAAAUUAAAACUAAUGCACUAAUUAUUAAAGAAAAAUAAAAUCCCUCUAACAUUCAAUGGCUUUAAAUAAUAAAUAAGUUUAUAUCUCAUUUGAUAAUAAAGAUGCAUUUAAAAAUCAUUUAGAUGCAGAAAAUAAAGAAAAUGUCAAUACAGUAAAUGGAGUCUAGACUAAAUUUGAUAAUAGCUUACUAAAAGUCUAGUCUGCACAUCAUUCUAAAGCUUAAAGCCAACCAUAACUGAUUUACAUUGACUUAAAAGAUAUUUAAAAAAUGCCAUCAAUAUCAACUCCAUAAAAUAAUAACUAUAAUAGCAACAUUCAAAUAGACUAAAAUUUGUUUUUAAAUACCUAAUAGUAAAAUGAUGUUAUUUUAACAUUAGAUGAUUGUACUACCUUCAGAAAAAAAGAUACAAUUUAAGAAAUAGAAAAUGAAACUCAAAUAGGAGAUUACCUAUAAAACCUUAUUAAUAAAGCUAAUUUAGAAAAAUAAAAGUUAAAUAAUAAUAUAUCAGAACAAAAUUAAAAUAAAUUAAUUAACACUUAAAUAAAUAAAUAAGAAUAAAAUUGUUAUCAACCAAAAUUAGCUUAAAAUUAUAAUAAUAAUUAACUCUACUAGAAUUUAGAUAUCUAUGGAAGCUUGGAAAGAUAAAAUUAGGAUAAAUUCUAUAUUGAUGGAGAAUUAGAAUAAAAAGCACAAGGAUAAACUCCAAACUUUUCUAACAAAAAUAAAUUAAAUAAUUAAUCACCAAGCAACAGGAAUCUAGAAAAUGUACAAAAUCAAGAAAACAAUAAUAAUGUCCUGAAAGAAUUUAGCUAUUUAAAUGAUGGUUGUAAAGAAUUAGAUGACAUAAUAGAAAAAGAACAAAGAUCAAGAGACAGCUCAAUAAAUAAAAAGAAACACUUCAAUGAAAUGAUCAAAGCAGUUUAACAUAAUUAAAUUCAAAGAAACUUAAAUUGCGAAAAUAUAUUAAGGAAAGUUUCAGAUAAUUAAUUAGACCUUUCUUCCAUUUCAUGUUCAUCUACUCCAUAACAUUUUAGAUCUAAUAGUGGAUAAACAUCAAAUUUAUCAUGUAAAAAUUCUUUAGUUUCCUCAAAAAAUAGGUACUUUUUGAGAAGCGAUGAACAUAUAACCUCUGAAAAGUAUAAUUAAGCAAUAAAGAAAUCCCCAAUAGAAGAAAUGUUAUCAUCUAAUAAAUUUGCAAAAAUUGAAGAUGUUGCAAAAAUAGUCUAAAAACUAUCAUUUGAAAAGGGUCAAUAAAUUUAGGAUUAACUGAAUAUGGAGUCUAUUGUUGAAGAAGAUAGUCGCAUAAGUCAAACAAUAGUAAAGUCCGGAGUAGAUAACAAUUAUGAGAAUAUUUUACUUUUAAAAGAAUUAUAGGAAAAUAUAUAAAGAGAAAAAUACAAUAAUAAAAAUUUAAUGAGUGACGAAAAUUUUAUUCAUAGAUUAAAUAACAUUAAUUUGGUAGAAGAAAAUGAUAAUAUAAUUAUUUCAUAACAGUGA
Molecule: messenger RNA, 4437 nt
Organism: Tetrahymena thermophila SB210
Lineage: Eukaryota; Ciliophora; Oligohymenophorea; Hymenostomatida; Tetrahymenidae
Exons: 2
Source: RefSeq, a predicted model, not a curated record